UACAUAGUUUUGAGGGUAUAUGCGAAUUAUCCGAAAUUCCGAAUCUUAUACCGUUUAGCAUUCAACGAUUUUUUCUGCGAUAAUCUUCCAAGAAUCUGAAUCUCUCGCAGGAGACAAUUGAGAGUGAAAUGGCGGAGGAUAGUAAUAAUCGUGCUAAGAAAGAGUCUACACUAAUACCGAGUUCGUCGAAUUCGCCGCGUCAUACACAAGACAUUGAAAUUGAAGCCGACGAUCCCGUCAAAUCCCCUCCUAAUUCCGCCAAUAAUUCAUCUACUCGCAAGGCUUGCUAUGCUGUUCUGCAGAGUUGGGCGUCGAAGAAGUUUAUGACAGGAUGUGUUGUUCUCUUUCCUGUUGCUGUUACAUUUUUCAUCACUUGGUGGUUUAUUCAGUUUGUUGAUGGUUUCUUCAGUCCUAUAUAUGAAAGGCUUGGCAUUGAUAUAUUUGGUCUUGGGUUCAUCACGUCAUUAAUAUUCACUUUCUUUGUGGGUAUAUUUGCUUCCUCAUGGUUGGGUGCCACAGUUUUCUUGAUAGGAGAAUGGUUUAUAAAGCGAAUGCCUUUUGUCAAACACAUAUACUCGGCUUCCAAACAAAUUAGUUCUGCUAUCUCUCCUGAUCAAAAUACCACAGCUUUCAAGGAAGUUGCCAUCAUUCAUCAUCCUCGCGUUGGAGAAUAUGCCUUUGGUUUUAUUACAUCAUCUGUAGUCCUUCAGAGAGAUGCUGGGGAUGAGGAGUUAUGCUCUGUUUAUGUCCCAACAAAUCAUUUGUACAUAGGGGAUGUAUUUCUGGUUAAUUCGAAGGAGAUCAUUAGGCCAAAUUUGUCUAUCCGUGAAGGCAUAGAGAUCAUCGUGUCCGUUGGAAUGUCAAUGCCACAGGUGAUUUCUCCCUUAGAAAGGAUUACACACCAGAAUAAUAUGAUCCCUCUGAACAGAGUGAUGUAGAAAUUAAUAUUGUUGUCGAAGAAUGUUCAACUAGCUAUUUCACUUCCACUACAUCCAGUUUAUUUCGAAGGCAUGGUUACAUCUCCACUCCUCCGUCUUUCUGCUUGUUGGACAAUACAAAUUGUAGUAGUGAGUUACAAAGUGGUGAAAUGUUGUGUUUUGCCUAGAAAAUGAAAGCACGGAGUUUGGACAACAUUUCACCUAGAAAAUGAAAGCACAGAGUAAUGUGUAUUUUUAUACAGAGAAAAUGUCCAUGUCGAUAUUUAAAUUCUCUUUGCCCAGUCACCCUGUUUAUAUGUCCAUAAUGCUGGAUUUAUAUCAUCCAAAAUCAGGCUUGUGAAUUCA
Olea europaea var. sylvestris is the source of this 1283-nucleotide messenger RNA. Its product is annotated as protein LIKE COV 2-like. Bases 129 to 938 code for a protein of 269 amino acids. Gene Ontology annotation, cellular component: Golgi apparatus. The record is from RefSeq and is a predicted model, not a curated record. Lineage: Eukaryota; Viridiplantae; Streptophyta; Magnoliopsida; Lamiales; Oleaceae. The transcript has 7 exons.